GCUCCCGCCUCCGCCCCCAGCUGCCGCAGCCCCGCGCCCCCGGCCCGCUCCGGCUCUUUCUCUCUCUGCUCGUGCCCUCUCGUCCCAGCGCUGCGCUGCGCUUCCCCCGCUGGUCGCCCCCGCAGCCUAUGGCCCUGGAAGGCGCCGCUGCCGCCGCCUGUAUUUCUGCUGUAGGUUCCCACAUCCCUCUUUAAAAAUUCCGCCUAAAAAGAGAAGACGAUUUACCAAAUCUUUCGGGCCGUUAUCUCACGGCAAAAUCUCUGAUCAAGUUUACAACUAUCCAGAGGGCUUAGGAGAAGUGCUUUAUAGAGAACAGUUCGACUUCAACGCUGAGCCACCUUGGGAACCUAGCUGAUGAUAGUAGGGUUCCAUCUCCUAACUUGUCCAUAGUUAUCCGAUGAAUUUCUGAGAGACUUAAACAUGUUUUGUUGCAUAAUUUAAGGACCCGGAUAUAAGGCUUGGAAGCCCAUCCCUUGUGUUUCUUGGUUUAUGACUGUCGGCUUUGUGGAAUACGGCUGAGAUGAAAGGAUUUCUUGAGGAUGCAAAUUACUCCAUUGGUCUGUUGGAUGAAGGAGCAACUCUUGCAGAUGUUAUUGACAACUGUAUUUAUGAACAUACUCAUACUGGAAAAAGGGCAUUUUAUGUUGGUGAUCUUGGAAAGCUUGUAAAGAAGAACAUACAAUGGCAGAACGUGAUGGCACCAAUAAAACCAUUUUAUCCUGUAAGAUGCAAUUCUACUCCAGGUGUACUCGAAAUUUUGGGAACCCUUGGCAUUGGAUUUGCGUGUUCCAGUAAAUCUGAAAUGGCAUUGGUACAAGACCUGGGCAUUUCUCCUGAAAACAUUAUAUAUACAAAUCCUUGCAAGCAAGCUUCUCAGAUAAAGUAUGCAGCGAAAGCUGGAAUAGACAUCAUGACUUGUGACAAUGAUAUCGAGCUGAAGAAAAUUGCACGUAACCAUCCAAAUGCUAAGCUCUUACUGCACAUUGCCACAGAAGACAUUACUGCUGAUGAGGAGAUGAAUAUGAAGUUUGGCACCACCCUGAAGAACUGUAGGCACCUCAUGGAAUGUGCUAAGGAGUUGGGAGUCCAAAUAGUUGGUGUCAAAUUUCAUGUUUCAGGCUCUUGCAAGGAACUGCAAACGUACAUUCAUGCUAUAUCCGAUGCUCGGUGUGUGUUUGACAUGGCUGAAGAAUUUGGCUUUAAGAUGAACAUGCUGGAUAUUGGUGGAGGCUUCACAGGGUCAGAACUUCAGCUGGAAGAGGUUAAUCACAUCAUCAGGCCAUUGCUGGAUGUCUACUUUCCUAAGGAAUCUGGUGUUAAUGUGAUUGCAGAGCCUGGAUGUUACUAUGUUUCAUCUGCAUUUACACUAGCAGUUAAUAUCAUUGCAAAGAAGACUGUUGAGUGUGAUAAACUUCUUCCUUCUGGAGUGGAGCAAACCAGGAAUGAUGAUGAACCAGUAUUUACGUAUUACAUAAAUGAUGGUGUUUAUGGUUCUUUUGCAAGUAAAUUGUCUGAGAAACUGAAUACUAUCCCAGAGGUUCACAAGAAAUACAAGGAAGAUGAGCCUCUGUUCGCAAGCAGCCUUUGGGGUCCAUCCUGUGAUGAGCUUGAUCAAAUUGUGGAAAACUGUCGUCUUCCUGAGUUGAGCGUUGGAGAUUGGCUGAUCUUUGAUAAUAUGGGUUCUGGUACCUUAGGUGAACAGUCUACCUUUAACGACUAUCAGAGGCCACUGAUCUACUACAUGAUGUCUUUCAGUGACUGGGAUGAGAUGCAAGAUGCUGGAAUUGCUUCAGACACAUUGAUGAAGAACUUCUUUGUGCCUUCUUGCAUUCAGCUGAGCCCAGAAGACCGCUUUUCCACUGCAGCUUAAACAGGCAUUAACGCUUCAUUUAGACCUGCAGUUGCAAGUCUGUAGUUUGUCUGGUCAACAUUCCAGUGCGGAAGAAAUGGAACAAUCUUGAAUUCAAUUCAUUCUCUUCAAAACUUGAAAAAAUAGUAAUAGCUAAUGGGGACCAGGCAAAACAAGCUACAGCUACAAUUCACUGGGGGGUGGGAGGGUUAGAUAAUGGCGUCCAAAUUUAAAAUCAAGUUCAUUCAACCCCUGAGCGUUUAAAUAUGCAACAAAAUGGAUGACUUAGUGGAGAUGGAAGCCCAUCACUUGGGUUCUUCAACAGUUUACAUACAAGUACACAGUUUUUAUACUAAGGAUUCCUGUUAGAAAAGUCUUGUAAAGUUAUUGUCUUUCGCCCAGAUAUAUCAAAUGUCAGUGGGAGACCAGUGUGACUUCAUUAGAUGUUUAGUGUAUUUAGAAUGUGUAAAUUUGUGCUUCGAACUGUAGUUUAAUAAAUGUAAAAUUGCAUCAUAG
Molecule: messenger RNA, 2365 nt
Organism: Gymnogyps californianus (California condor)
Lineage: Eukaryota; Metazoa; Chordata; Aves; Accipitriformes; Cathartidae
Gene: AZIN1
Product: antizyme inhibitor 1
Exons: 13
Coding region: 521-1870 (449 amino acids)
Biological process (GO): positive regulation of polyamine transmembrane transport; negative regulation of protein catabolic process
Cellular component (GO): cytoplasm
Molecular function (GO): ornithine decarboxylase activity; ornithine decarboxylase activator activity
Source: RefSeq, a predicted model, not a curated record